Molecule: messenger RNA, 1953 nt
Organism: Talaromyces stipitatus ATCC 10500
Lineage: Eukaryota; Fungi; Ascomycota; Eurotiomycetes; Eurotiales; Trichocomaceae
Exons: 3
Coding region: 1-1953 (650 amino acids)
Biological process (GO): regulation of DNA-templated transcription
Cellular component (GO): nucleus
Molecular function (GO): zinc ion binding; DNA-binding transcription factor activity, RNA polymerase II-specific; transcription cis-regulatory region binding
Source: RefSeq, a predicted model, not a curated record
AUGCAUUCGCCACCAUGUGCACGCUGCCUCAGACUGGGCAUUGACUGCACGGUGGAACAAUAUUACAAACGCGUCAAUCAGCGAGAGCGUGUGAAGCAGCUUGAGGAUCAUGUCGAGCAGCUCCGGAAACUGUUAACGAAGCAAAAUGAGACGCCGGAAGAAAUCCCAGUUGUGAGGACUGAAGAUGCCAGGCGGUCGAACGUAGAAGCUUUGGAUACUGUCUCUAGGGUUCAUGAUGAGCCGUCGAAGACCAGACGGGGAACAGGGACGCCAAUUGGAUCGGGGCAGCUUAUGAGUAUCGAAGAAGAGCCACUUAUAGCAACUCGGCCGGGCUAUGCAAUUGGUGCGGUCAGGUUGAGCGAGGACCAAGCGAAUAGCCUCCUGGCCUGUUUCUUCCAACAAUAUCAUCCCAUACUCCCAUUUUUAGACUCCUCUCGCACUGCCGCAGAGUAUCACAGAACCUCACGCCUUCUGUUCUGGUCGAUUAUUGCAAUAUCCGCAAGACAUUAUUUAACAGAUCCAAAGUUAUUAGCGAAGCUGACUCCAGCACUCACUGAAUUAAUUUGGAAAGCAAUUUCUUCUUCCCCCGUUUCUCUGGCGCAGGUGCAAGCCCUUAUUCUAAAUUCGGCUUGGCCAGCCCCGAACUACCGGUUUUGGACCGACAAGUCAUCUGUGUAUGCCAAUAUCGCCUUGACAUAUGCCACUCAUUUGGGGUUGCAUACGCCAGGAUAUGAGCAGGAAUAUUCAAAGGAUAGAGUUUACUCCUCCGCAGGCCACAGUUUAGAGCGGUCGAAGACCUGGAUUGCCUGUGUGAUUGUAUCUCAAAGUCUUUCACUAGAGUUGGGAGUUCUGCCAUCUGUACCAAGCAAGGACCUCGAUUCUUCUCUGUCAAACGGAGCUGAGCUGUCAUUUGACAUUCCUACUGAAUUGCAGCACAAUUUCAUAAUUCAAAAAUGUUGUAAUACUGCAACUAGAACAUUGUUCAAAAGCAAUGGAUCCUCGCUUGUCCAAAAACCGACGGAAUCAUUUUAUCUCGAGAUGGAUGCCAUAGAAGAAAAGUUCAAGUCAUUACAUCAACUUCUCUACAAAGACUUGUCGUUCAUGAGCUCGCUUCGUUUGCAUUUUGCACUACUGUACUUCCAAAGUAUGUAUUUCGUGGUCGACGACUCACCAGACGAUAGAGGUGAUGACGGUAGUCGAAGAACGGAGGGUAUUCUUCGCGCUUACCAGACUGCAACGUCAAUUAUCACGACAACAAUAUCGCAUGACUCUGCUCAUGAGAAACUGCUAUAUGCGCCAGCAACAACUUCACGCAUGAUUUUCUACGCUGCUUUAAUCAUUUUCCGUGUGCUACAUUCGAACUAUGCGCCUACAAAUACGAGUGCGGCAGUAACUCCUCCUUCAGGUCGAUUGUUAGAUCGAGAUACUGGCAAUUUACUAUAUAAUUCCGCCUGUCUCGCCAUUCGACGCUGCUCCAUUCAGCGUCUUGACAAGGACUUUCCUACACGCAUGGCUGAUAUGCUGAAGGAGUUAUGGCGAGCCGGCGAGAAAGAUGACGAGCUCCGAAACGAAGAACCAACUUGCAAAGUCAAAAGCCGCCUGGGCGCAAGUUUGAUUUUUGAUUGCUUGAAACUUUGGCGUGACUAUAAGGAUAGCAAUUAUAAUUCAACACAAUUAUCAGCUCAGCCAGAGUCAGGGAAUGUUGGGAGCGAUAGAUGUGGUGUGCAGCAGCGGCAGCAGCUACAACUUCAGCUCGAUUCCCAGUUAUUACCUCAGACUUCAUCGCAAGAAGCUCCGCUCGCAGAGACUGCGGAUGAUUUUGAUCUUUCUGUACAAAGUGGUCUGUUCGGAGGAAAUGGGAGUUGGGGAACGGUUCUCGACUCGGAUGUUGACCUUUUUGAAGGAUUUGACCAAAACGCCACGGAAGACUGGGGGUUUUAUGGGCUGAUAUGA